AUGGCGCAAGGAAAGAUGAAGGUGAAGUGCAAGGCUAAUUUCCAAAUUAAAAAAUCAGGAGGUUCUAUUAAAAAGAACAAAGGAAAAACAAAGAAAGGACAAAGAGUUAUACCAUGCAAGAAGCAGAAUGCCGAUUUAAAUAAAAUGAAGAAGAACUACGAGAAGUUUCUAAACGAGAAGGUUGAAUCUGAAGCUGCUUCAAAAGCUGCGCUCACCGAGCCUCGUUCGCUCAAAUUUGUGAAGAAAAAUACGGAUAAGUAG
Molecule: messenger RNA, 261 nt
Organism: Rodentolepis nana
Lineage: Eukaryota; Metazoa; Platyhelminthes; Cestoda; Cyclophyllidea; Hymenolepididae
Source: the annotation of a GenBank genome assembly